UCCUCUUGUGAUUCUCUUUCAUGAUCGUUCUUCCACACUGCAUCUUCUCAAAAUCAUUCAAUUCCUUUUCUUAUUUCAAUUAAUGAAACCCCUUUUGAACAAAGUUUGUAGCUUUCACUAAGUAACCAUUAAAAAAAAAAAAAAUCCUUUUAAGCCUCAGAAUUCAUUCGAACUGGUAGGGAAGACGACAAUGGCUUUCAGUUUCAGUAUGAACCUCAACCUCCUCCUUCUCGUCGCCAUGGUUGCCUCCAACAUUAUCUCCCUCUAUCAUCUCUCCUCCACCAUCAUCUUUCCCUCCAACCCUCCUCCUCAACCCGUCCCCGACCACCUCCUCCGCCAACUCCACUCCAUACGCGGCACCAUCAACCGACUCACGCGCCUCCAGCAAACUUCUGCCGACACUGACACUGUUCCAACUACUUCUGCUACUACGAAUAAAAACCACAGCAUUCCUUCAGAUCUCUUGCUCUACUCUCGUCUCUCUCCUAUUGCUUCCUCUUGCCAUGAUUACCCUGAGCUUCUUCACAAGUACAUGAGCUACACUCCGUUCUCGCUUUGCCCUUCUGAUUCUGAUAUCGCCGAGGCUCUCAUGCUCCGUGGUUGCCACCCACUUCCUCGCCGGAGAUGCUUUGCACGGACCCCACAAAAACCCACUUCUUCACUUCCACAUAACCCCUUUUCUUCUUCUCUCCCCAGCUCCAAUGUUAUAUGGGACAAGUACUCAUGUCAGAGCUUUGACUGCUUCAAUCGACUGAAUCCAAAUCUGGGUUUCGAUGCGUCUCGUGAAGUAACCAAAUUUGUGAGCUACAAGUCUGAACUUGACCUCCCAAUACCUCAGUUUUUACAGAUUGCGAGAGCCGCUAAGUCUGUGAUUCGAUUGGGACUCGAUGUUGGAGGAGGAACUGGGACUUUCGCUGCGAGAAUGAAGAUGCAUAACGUGACGGUUUUGACGACGACCAUGAAUGUGGCUGCGCCUUACAGUGAGGCCGUGGCGCUGAGGGGGUUGGUGCCGCUGCACGUUCCGUUGCAGCAGCGGCUGCCGGUGUUCGAUGGCGCGAUGGAUGUGGUGCGGUGCGGGCAAGCCGUGAACCGGUGGAUUCCGGUGACGAUGAUGGAAUUUUUGCUGUAUGAUGUGGACAGAGUGCUGAGAGCUGGUGGGUAUUUGUGGGUGGAUCAUUUUUUCAGUAAAGGGGUUGAUCUUGAGGCGGUGUACGGACCCCUGAUCGGAAAAUUGGGGUACAAGAAAGUGAAGUGGGCGACUGCAAACAAGAUGGAUAUUGCUGGUUUGAAGAAUGGAGAGGUCUACUUGACUGCCUUGUUGCAGAAACCCGUGUCAAGAUAACUUGAAACACAAGUUGAUGCAUUUCUAUAUAAAAACACUUACAAGGAUGAUACAACAGUAAAAGGUUCCUUUGAGAUCAAGGGGCUUUCAAUGAAGCAAUUCCAAUAUCCACUGUGAAGGAUCUUUCACUCUUCUUGCUGCAUUAUUCAACGUCCAAAACCACAAAUGGAACAAAAAUAGAAGCAGCUCAAGCAGAGGCUCAAGGGCUAACUGUUUGAAGAAAUCCCUCGUUUUCGUCGUCAUCGUCAUCGUUGACUUGUGUGAUUCUAAUUCAUUGUUUGGAAAUAGAUCUACGAGGCACUAAUUACCAGAUUUAGAUUUUUUUAUUAUACUUUUCUCU
Messenger RNA from Neltuma alba, 1682 nucleotides. RefSeq lists its product as uncharacterized. The transcript is spliced from 2 exons. The record is from RefSeq and is a predicted model, not a curated record. Lineage: Eukaryota; Viridiplantae; Streptophyta; Magnoliopsida; Fabales; Fabaceae. Bases 191 to 1342 code for a protein of 383 amino acids. Gene Ontology annotation, molecular function: methyltransferase activity.